Rasamsonia emersonii CBS 393.64 is the source of this 387-nucleotide messenger RNA. RefSeq lists its product as uncharacterized. The transcript has a single exon. NCBI's taxonomy places the organism in Eukaryota, Fungi, Ascomycota, Eurotiomycetes, Eurotiales, Trichocomaceae. The record is from RefSeq and is a predicted model, not a curated record. The annotation marks the transcript as partial.
CCGUUCUUGUUGUUUCUAUCUAUACCAGCCUUACUGCUGCGCUUCUGCUUCCACCCGCGGCGGUCAACCACCUUGCCGCCGCCUCCUCGCGCUUGGCUGGCUGGCCCUCCUCCGUUGAUCGGUACUCCCCCCAAUUCAUGGCCUGCCGUUGAUUUCUCUGAGUUGCGGCAUGCUCUUGCGCUUUUCGUCCCUUCCCCACCGUUGAAACAGCUUCUGGCGCCAUACGAUUUGCGGAAAGAAGUGGCAGUCCUUACCUCUGCCUGGACGAGCUUUCUUCCCUGCUCUCCUCAUGCCGUUGUGGAAAUCCAAAUAUCUAUCGAGGAUUUGAGGAGGGUACGUUCUUGUCUCGAGCGCUCUUUCCUGAGCCGGUGCAUUUCCAGACGUUGA